AAAAGAACUUGAAAGAUGGCGAAAUGAUCUACGAAUUGUACAACUUAUGAUGUUGGCCUGCUCAAGCUCCAUUACUUAAUAACUAGACACUAAAGAGCUGCGAAACCUCUAAGGAGAGAUGAACAAAAGGCCUGCCAUUGUCGCAACAAUAAUAGUUUUAACUAUGGCUGCUCACCAGGCCAUCGCGGGAUCCUGUGAGACGUACAAAUUUGAAAAGACAAAGGGCAUGGAACUAGUCAAUCACGUGAUCAAGACCGUCAUGCGCAGUGUAGUUGCAUUGUGCUGGAGUGAGUGUGCGUGGUUACCAUCAUGUUUUUCUAUUAAUGUUCGUGUYCAGGGCAUUCUCUUUGAAUGUGRCYUGAACAACUCGACCAAGACAGCUGYUGGGGGACUGGUGCCUAGGGUAGGAUCUGACUAUCAUGAGAUGACGGAAGCACAAGGAAACUGCAAAUCGUGCAUAAAUAAAAUGAAAGACGUUCUGCAAGAUGGUUGGUUUCGUCUUGGUUCGAUUGCUUUAAAGCUCUUCCAAGUGAAGAAAAACUGGAGUGAGGCAGAAGAUCACUGCAAAUCGAUUGGCGGCAAUCUAGURUCGAUUUCCAGCUCUUAUGAGAACGAUUUUAUCAACGACGUCUYGGCAAAAGUGCAUACUUUUAAUCCUACGUCUGCUCGUGUACAUUGGUCAUUAGAUGGUUCUGAGAAGGAAAUCAGUCUAGAGCCCAAGUCGAACCCUUCUGAACUGCCUCGAUACGAAGAGGUCGAUGGAGUGACAGCAUUGUAUCUAACAGGACAAUACAGCUACGCUAACGUACCCGCUACUCUACCAUUCAAUGCAAGAGGGUAUACCAUGAUGUUGUGGGUAAAGCCGCAUCCAGUUCAACUGUCACCAGAUGAAAUGCGAAAAUUCACGAUAUUCACAGAUAUGCAAACAAACGUCAACAAAUCGUUCAAAUUAUUUUAUAUAUUACAAGAUAGCCAUCCCAGCAGCCCUCACUUUUUAGGAUUUCGACUGUAUGAUAUCAAUGGCAAGGCUUUCAUGCAUGCAACACCAAGUAAUGUUAUUUCCCCUGGUGUCUGGAGUCACGUUGCUGCUACCACGAGUUUUGAAGAUGGACAGUUAAAACUUAGCCUGGUAGUCAACGGGUCURAAUUCUUCAGCAGGUCAUACUCUAAAACUCCUUACCCCUUACAGACACGCCCUUACUACCAGUUAGGCGUCACAUURAAARAUGUGAGAAAUAAACCUUUAAAUUACCAUGGAUACAUGAAAGACUUGAUGGUGUUUGACAGUGCRUUAAGCAUUGCUGAAAUCAACGAUGCAAUGAAUUAUGAAGAGCCUGGWCUAUGGUUGGGUUUAAGCACAAUGACAAUCCAAAAAACGUUUGAAUGGUCUGAUGGUUCGUCAGCUGACCAUUACAUACCGCUGGCUGUGCCAGGAACAAACGGUUCAGUCUGCGUUGCUAUGGGAAAACUUGGAAAAUGGAUGAAAAAGAAAUGCAGUGAAAAGAGAUCUUUCAUCUGUCAGAAGCAAUUGAAAUAUGUAGCAAAAAAUACUUAGAAACGUAAAUUCUGUGAGCUCAAACAAU
This is a messenger RNA of Exaiptasia diaphana, 1583 nucleotides long. RefSeq lists its product as uncharacterized. Lineage: Eukaryota; Metazoa; Cnidaria; Anthozoa; Actiniaria; Aiptasiidae. The record is from RefSeq and is a predicted model, not a curated record. Bases 119 to 1555 code for a protein of 478 amino acids. The transcript has 8 exons. Gene Ontology annotation, molecular function: signaling receptor activity.